GUUGUCUGGCUCGCUGGUUCGACCAUACUAUCAUCAGGUGUCGCUCGAAGAUAAUGUUCGGUAGUCAAAAUGUAAAUGAUGAAAAGUAAUUAAAAAUUAUAGUUUGCGUACAUAAAUAUAGUUUUGGAACGUAUAUUCAGUUUUGAACACUUCUGAUAAUUCAUCGAAUAUAAGUCAUGCUGCUGCUGCGAUUAUACGUGGCUGAACGGUUGUCCAACCAACGAGUUUAUGGUUAGGGAAAUAUUCCGGGAUUCUACUGUGAGUAAUAACGUUUCUUCGAAAUGAUAUUUAAUAUGUAAAAGCAACAUGGGGCAAGGAAAGAGUCAAUUUACGGAAGAAGAGUUACAGGACUAUCAGGACUUGACUUACUUCACCAAGAAAGAAGUCUUGUAUGCACAUCAGAAAUUCAAAGCUCUUGCACCAGAAAAAGUGGGGCACAACAAAAAUGCCAAACUACCUAUGGCAAAAAUACUCCAGUAUCCUGAACUACGUGUGAAUCCCUUUGGAGACAGAAUCUGCUGUAUAUUUAGUUCAAGCCAUGAUGGAGAUUGUACUUUUGAAGACUUUCUUGAUAUGAUGUCAGUGUUCAGUGAUGGAGCACCAAAAGCUGUGAAAGCGGAACAUGCUUUUCGAAUAUUUGAUUUUGAUGGAGAUGAUAUGUUGGGGGUAACUGAUCUCAGACAAGUAAUAGAUCGCCUAACUGGUCAGCAGCAUCUCAGUGAACAGGACAUGCAGCAUCUUAUUCAGAAUAUUCUGGAUGAAGCUGAUUUAGAUGAUGACGGAGCACUCUCUUUUGCAGAAUUUGAGCAUAUUAUCUCUAAAUCCUCUGAUUUUGCAAACACUUUCAGAAUCCGCCUGUAAUCAACUUCCAUAUGCAUAGGACCGGCUAAGUGUUUACUGCUCAAAGGAAAUACACUUUUGAUAUUACUAGAGCAUCCCAAGUAAUCUAAUAGAAGACUGUGAAAUGCGUAAUUUAUUAUUAGAUUUAAAGCCUAGCAUAAUAAGUUUGAAUCCUCAAAGCCCAGCAUAACUGUAGGAAUGAUUUUGUAAUAUAUUUAUAUAUGUUUUUAUAUGCUUAAUAUGUUUGAAACAAACAGUAUACCAAAGAUAAUUUACAUGUUACUCUCUUGCAUGUUCAAGAUAUCUCAUUACAGUUCUUAGUUUCAUAAAUAAGAUUUUAUAAAUGUAUUCUGUAAUAAGAUAAACAUUUGUUGGCAAUUUUAAUAUGUGGUCUUGCCACUCCCUUCUUAAUAAUCAUAAUACAUGUAAAUCCACUAAUUGUGCCCAUCCUCUGCUCUACAUUUUAAAACAAUUCAUAUUGGUUCAGUAUGUGGACCAUAAAUCUCCACAUUUAUCAUAGCUGAACAUUCAACAGAACUCAAGAUAUCUCUCUUAGUUUCCAUAAUCUGUAAUCCUAUGUAGUUACCAGUUUUUCAGUGUUUGUGAGACAACAGAGUAACUAGCCAUGACAUACAUGUGAGGUAUGACAGAAAAUACAUCAUAGGCAUUAAAGACUGAGUGUGAAGUAGACUAACAAGCUGCAGGGCCUAUAUAUAUCACAUAGUACUAUUCCAGUCUUUUCUUUAAGGAGUCUAAAAAAGUGUCACAGGUAUCUACAUGUCUAUUUAACAUGAGAUCACUGCCAGUUCACAUUAUUCUACCUGUGAACUCCAUGUUUACAAGUGUGUCUCAAUAAAACUGCUGCUUGAUUUUUAAAA
This is a messenger RNA of Cryptotermes secundus, 1718 nucleotides long. Its product is annotated as calcium and integrin-binding protein 1. Gene Ontology annotation, molecular function: calcium ion binding. Lineage: Eukaryota; Metazoa; Arthropoda; Insecta; Blattodea; Kalotermitidae. The record is from RefSeq and is a predicted model, not a curated record. The transcript has 5 exons. Bases 307 to 861 code for a protein of 184 amino acids.